CUCUCUCUCUCUCUCUCUCUCUCUCUCUUCUUCCUUCCUUCACUUUGUUCGCCGGAAAACCCACCGGCGGGGCCAUCAACAUAAAAAACUCAAAAACCUCGCUUCUUUUUUGUCGAACAAAAACCAUAGAAACUCUUUGAUGCUGUGAAGUUCGAGAAAACCCACUAUGGGAAACUGCAACGCUUGCACGAGAGCUGAUGUGGUGGAGGACAACACCCGGUCGAGCGACACCAACCGUGGUCGGAAGAAGGAAACGAACCACAAAAAAACGAACCCAUUCUCGGACGAACCGGUCCGGUCUGCGGCCCCGAUCCGGGUCCUGAGGGACGUGAUUCCAAUGAGCCACCGAACCCGAAUCAGCGACAAGUACAUACUGGGCCGUGAACUGGGCCGGGGAGAGUUCGGCAUCACGUACCUUUGCACGGACCGUGAGACGAAUGAGGCCUUGGCCUGCAAGUCGAUCUCGAAGCGGAAGCUUCGAACCGCCGUCGACAUCGACGAUGUGAGGCGCGAGGUAGCGAUCAUGUCCACGCUGCCCGAACACCCAAACAUCGUGAAGCUCAAGGCAACGUACGAGGACAACGAGAACGUCCACCUCGUCAUGGAGCUCUGUGAAGGUGGCGAGCUUUUCGACAGGAUUGUCGCUAGGGGUCAUUACAGUGAACGCGCCGCCGCCGCCGUCGCUCGGACCAUCGCCGAGGUUGUUAGGAUGUGCCACGCAAACGGCGUCAUGCAUAGAGACCUCAAGCCUGAGAAUUUUCUCUUUGCUAAUAAGAAAGAAAACUCUGCUCUUAAGGCCAUUGAUUUUGGCCUCUCUGUGUUUUUCAAGCCUGGAGAGAGAUUUUCGGAGAUUGUUGGGAGUCCUUACUAUAUGGCGCCGGAGGUUUUGAAGAGGAAUUACGGGCCAGAGGUUGAUGUGUGGAGUGCUGGGGUGAUUCUUUAUAUUUUGUUAUGUGGGGUUCCUCCGUUUUGGGCAGAGACUGAACAAGGUGUGGCUUUGGCAAUUUUGAGGGGUGUGAUUGACUUCAAGAGGGAACCUUGGCCUCAGAUAUCGGAUAGUGCUAAGAGCCUUGUGCGGCAGAUGUUGGAGCCCGAUCCUAAGAAGCGUUUGACGGCUGAACAGGUGCUUGGACAUCCCUGGCUGCAAAAUGCAAAGAAAGCUCCAAAUGUUCCAUUAGGAGAUAUUGUGAGGUCAAGGCUUAAACAGUUUUCUGUGAUGAAUAGAUUCAAAAAGAAAGCUCUGCGGGUCAUUGCGGAGCAUUUAUCUGUUGAAGAGGUAGAAAUAAUCAAAGAUAUGUUUACAUUGAUGGAUACUGACAGAGAUGGCAGAGUAACAUAUGAGGAACUGAAGGCCGGGUUGAAGAAAGUUGGUUCACAAUUGGCUGAGCCAGAGAUAAAGAUGCUGAUGGAAGUGGCUGAUGUUGAUGGGAAUGGAGUACUCGACUAUGGAGAGUUUGUAGCUGUAACAAUUCACUUGCAAAAAAUGGAGAAUGAUGAGCAUAUCCACAAAGCAUUUAAGUUCUUUGACAAAGAUGGGAGUGGGUAUAUUGAGUUAGGUGAGCUACAGGAAGCAUUAACAGAUGAGUCAGGAGAAACUGAUGCUGAUGUGAUAAAUGACAUCAUGCGCGAAGUUGACACUGACAAGGAUGGUUGCAUCAGUUAUGAGGAGUUUGUGGCCAUGAUGAAAACUGGAACUGACUGGAGAAAAGCAUCUAGGCAAUAUUCAAGGGAGAGAUUCAAGAGUUUGAGCCUAAAUUUAAUGAAGGACGGCUCACUUCAGCUUCAUGAUGGAAUUAGUGGUGAAGCUGUAGUGGUUUGAGUGCAAAGUAAUUUCUUUCUGUAACCUUCUGGUCACUUGGUUACUCUUUUUUCCCUUUUACCACUCACUGUGAUUAAAAUAUCGUUUGAGGAAUCUCUCCAUGAAAGCAAGUUUCGGGCAGGUUUGUGUUUGAGCAUUUGAAGCAUACUAAUGAUCUUGAGUUGGUGUUGGCUAGCUUAGGUUUCAGGGUUGGAUUGGAUGUUAGAUGCUUGAAGCAUGCAUUGGAGGAUUGCAAUUGCUUACCAAAGAUGUAUUAUAGCUUGUCAGCAAAAACUGUGGGGCACGUGCUACAGCCUAUAUGCCCUAAAGAAGUUGCAUAUUCUUUGUAUAUCUUUUUCCUGUUAUAUUGUGCUUGAUAAUUCCAUUGGUAAAUGUGUUUUUUCUAACUUAUGUGCAGAAAACUAGUUAGGGCUUGUUUCAUUGGCGACAUGAACCGAGAAAGUUUAUAGAAAGUCUAGGUAUCUGCUAGUUGAAGCAAUUUAAUUUGUCUGAAAAUGUAGCUAUCUUAAGCCCUCAAUAUUGUCAUUUCUGUUUUUUUCUUGUUUUGACACUAUCUCAUCUCUUGUCCUCAAUUAUGGUUAAUUUGCACGAGGUGGAGACAUUAUCUCUUAGUUUGUGCAUGGCAAACA
Messenger RNA from Gastrolobium bilobum, 2448 nucleotides. Its product is annotated as calcium-dependent protein kinase 10-like. The transcript is spliced from 7 exons. The coding region runs from base 167 to 1819 and encodes 550 amino acids. The record is from RefSeq and is a predicted model, not a curated record. Gene Ontology annotation, molecular function: ATP binding; calcium ion binding; calcium/calmodulin-dependent protein kinase activity. NCBI's taxonomy places the organism in Eukaryota, Viridiplantae, Streptophyta, Magnoliopsida, Fabales, Fabaceae. Gene Ontology annotation, cellular component: nucleus; cytoplasm. Gene Ontology annotation, biological process: protein autophosphorylation; intracellular signal transduction; peptidyl-serine phosphorylation.